AAUUAUUUUUUUAUUUUCGAAUUAUCGCAUUUUCAAUCAUUUUGUUGAAACUAAUUUAUUGCUUCCGUGUCAUUUUUUGUUUAAUUUUAAUUUUUUUAUUUUUCAGUUUCAGAAUAUUUUUCAAAAAAUGUUGACGUUUUCUGGAAAAUUCUUUAACCAAAAAGCUCAUAUUCAAUUAUUUAUUUGCCUUAUAAGUCUUUACUUGUCCUUUGCGGAUGAAAAUGUGAACUUUAUUGAUGGAAGGCCUUCUACAGAAUUUAGAGGAUAUUACAAGAGAGAACAUUCUUUAAUUAAACCCUACCAAAGUGCCGGAUUGGAUAUUCCAAAUUGGGAAAUUGUUGGAGGCACAAUGGUUAUGCAAAAUGAGAUACGUCUUACAAGAGAUGCACGAAGUCAACAAGGGGCAAUUUGGAAUAAAGUUCCUAAUCAUGCUCGAGAUUGGGAAUUAGUUGUUGAUUUUCAUGGCUUUGCAAUUUGGUACGUGCAAGACCCGAAUAUUGUUGGACCUGUAUUUGGUUCAAAAGAUUAUUUUCGUGGUCUUGGGAUUUUUCUUGACACUUAUAGUAAUCACAAUGGACCUCAUUCGCAUUCCCAUCCUUUUAUUUCUGCUAUGGUCUCUAAUGGAUCUUUGCAUUAUGACCAUGAUAAAGAUGGAACACAUACACAAUUAGGUGGCGAGGAAAGCGGAUGUGAGGCAGGAUUUCGCAACAAAGAUCAUGAAACAUUUGUACUUGUUCGUUAUGUUGGAAAUACAUUGUCGAUUUUCACUGAUAUUUCCGAUGAAAGGACUUGGAAAUUAUGUUUUCGUGUUGAUGGAGUAAUUUUGCCAACAAAUUUUUAUUUUGGCAUUUCUGCUGCUACUGGGGACUUGACAGAUACACACGAUUUAAAAAGUGUUAGAAUGUUUGAACAAGAAUAUGCUCGUGUUGAAAAACCCUUUGAAACAGAUAGUGAUAAAAUUGAGCCUUUUGCUUCAAAUUUUGCUGCUCCAAGAGAUCAUGUGCCAGAUAAAAAACCAUCAAAACUUGGCUGGAUUGGUACAAUAUUUUUGAUAAUUAUUGGAAUUGUUGUAGUUGUUGGAGUUCUUGGGUUUGGAUUUAUUUUUCUCCAAAAAAGGCAGGAACGUUCGAGAAAAAGAUUUUAUUAA
Meloidogyne enterolobii is the source of this 1147-nucleotide messenger RNA. The record is from the annotation of a GenBank genome assembly. Lineage: Eukaryota; Metazoa; Nematoda; Chromadorea; Rhabditida; Meloidogynidae.